Molecule: messenger RNA, 574 nt
Organism: Spea bombifrons (plains spadefoot toad)
Lineage: Eukaryota; Metazoa; Chordata; Amphibia; Anura; Pelobatidae
Gene: TRMT112
Product: tRNA methyltransferase activator subunit 11-2
Exons: 4
Coding region: 103-474 (123 amino acids)
Biological process (GO): peptidyl-glutamine methylation; rRNA (guanine-N7)-methylation; tRNA methylation
Molecular function (GO): protein heterodimerization activity
Source: RefSeq, a predicted model, not a curated record
AGCUUUAACAGGCCGUGAUUUACAAGCAGCGGUGUAAGUCUGGGGUGCUCGGAAAGCGGCAGUGUGCGCGCGCGACUCACACGUGUGUAUCAGUUCCGGAGGAUGAAGCUCUUGACCCAUAAUAUGCUGCGGAGUCACGUUACCGGCGUUACACGCGGUUUCCCGCUCGCUAUACGGGCAGAAGAAGUCAAACUGAGCUCUGUGGAUUUCAGUCGAGAUUUUGUGGCUCGUAUGAUCCCUAAGCUUGAGUGGGAGGCACUUGUAGAGGCAGCGGACAGUCUAGGACAUGCCUCAGAUCUGCCUCGGGAGCUGCAGCCUGGGUAUGAAAGUGAUGAAGAGUUCUUAAAAAAAGUUCAUCAUGUUCUACUGGAGGUUGAGGUCAUCGAGGGGGCUCUGAAAUGCCCAGAAUCAGGCACAGAAUUUCCCAUCACCAGAGGAAUACCCAAUAUGCUAAUUAAUGAGGAGGCAUCAUAGAAAGUAACCAUCCAUCCUUCUGUUCUGUACACAGCUUGUGCUAAUGGACUUUUAAGUGAAAUGUCUGCUCUAGUAAAGUAAUGAGCCACACACAACAAAA